UAGAGCACCAGAAAGCCUAUUUGCGCACGCGCGCCCGUUCUUCUUCCUUUCCGACACUCGAGCGAAAAGAGACAAGAUGGGCCAUCAGCAGCUCUAUUGGAGUCACCCCAGAAAAUUCGGACAGGGAUCCCGCUCCUGCCGAGUGUGCUCUAACAGACAUGGCUUGAUCCGUAAAUACGGGAUCAACAUGUGCCGCCAGUGCUUCAGGCAGUACGCUAAAGACAUCGGCUUCGUUAAGCUGGACUAAGAUGUCUUGUGCCGAUGUCCUCGGAUGGGUCAAGUUGUCAUUGGAAGUCUGACCAUGAUGGGAUAAUUCAGCAAUGCAAAUAAAUUGUUUUUUUGUCCAAUU
Oreochromis aureus is the source of this 349-nucleotide messenger RNA. It is a transcript of the gene rps29, whose product is annotated as ribosomal protein S29. Gene Ontology annotation, biological process: translation. The transcript is spliced from 3 exons. Gene Ontology annotation, molecular function: structural constituent of ribosome; zinc ion binding. The record is from RefSeq and is a predicted model, not a curated record. Gene Ontology annotation, cellular component: ribosome; cytosolic small ribosomal subunit. Lineage: Eukaryota; Metazoa; Chordata; Actinopteri; Cichliformes; Cichlidae. Bases 77 to 247 code for a protein of 56 amino acids.